Messenger RNA from Abrus precatorius (Indian licorice), 598 nucleotides. RefSeq lists its product as uncharacterized. The coding region runs from base 166 to 438 and encodes 90 amino acids. The transcript has 7 exons. The record is from RefSeq and is a predicted model, not a curated record. Lineage: Eukaryota; Viridiplantae; Streptophyta; Magnoliopsida; Fabales; Fabaceae.
AAUCUCUUGGUAUGCGUAGUGGAUGCAUAUUCUUAUCUAACCUUCUCACUCAAACCCCUUCUUCUAGCUCAUCGUCUCUUACCUUUCUUUUUUCCCUUUAACACUUUCUCUCUCGCUUUCUCUUCCUUGCAUCUCUACCUUCCUCUUUCCACAAGGUAAACGGCGAUGGCAGGGUGUAACGGGGAAGACUAUUUCGCUGCCCCGGAAGCUGAGCCAUCUGCUGGAAAGAAGUAUGGUGGGCUUGUCCCAAAGAAGAAGCCUUUGAUCUCCAAAGAUAAUGAAAGGGCAUUCUUUGAUUCGGCUGACUGGGCAUUAUGCAAGCAAGGUGCUGGAGUGAAUCAACAAUCUACAGCAGCCGUGGAGACCCUGCGACCAAAGCUACAGAGAACCCCACAUCAACAGCUUCCACCAAGACGACCUGCGUGCACAUCUGGUUGAAAUGAUUUCGUGAGUUAAUAGUAUAGAGAGUAGCAUUAAGAAGCGGAACCAGGAUUUGCUCGCUCAAUUGUACUCUUACAAAUCUCAUAAUGUUCCUGAUCUUAUGUAUAUUACAAUUCGCUUGAUGCUUUUUUCUAUUAGCAAUUCAAUAAAAACUAUG